GCUGUCUGAAGGGCCGAUGUGUUCAUUCAGCUAGACGGAGCACAGGAAGCACAAUGAAGUGUCUGGUUCUACUCGUGGCAUGCCUGGUCCUCUCUGAGGCCGCCAUCAGGGUUCCCCUGAGGAAGAUGAAGUCCAUCAGACAGGCUCUGAGGGAGAAGGGAAUUCAUCUGCCCUACAGUGACCCCGGCCUGAAAUACCAGCCUCCUGAGGUCCUGGCCACCUCCACCAUCGAGCCCAUGACCAACUACGCUGACAGCUCCUACUAUGGUGUGAUCAGUGUUGGCACUCCUCCCCAGUCCUUCCAAGUUCUGUUCGACACAGGCUCUUCCAAUCUGUGGGUCGACUCUGUCUACUGCAGCACCCAGGCCUGCACCACUCAUACCCAGUUCAACCCCAACGAUUCCUCCACCUACCAGUCCACCUCUACUACCUUCUACCUGCCCUAUGGAGCUGGAUCUCUCGAUGGCGUCUUUGGUUAUGACACUGUCACUAUUUCUGGCGUCACCAUCACUGGUCAGGAAAUCGGUCUGAGCACCAACGAGCCUGGUCAGAACUUUGUGGUGGCUCAGUUCUCUGGAAUCCUUGGUCUGGCCUACCCAUCCAUUGCUGCCGGCGGACAGACACCCGUCGUGGACAACAUGAUUAAUCAGGGUCUCCUUGAGUACAACUUGUUCGGUGUCUACCUGAGCCCGAAUGAAGAGUCUGGAAGUGAGAUUGCUUUCGGUAACGUGGACACCAACAUGUACCAGGGUCAGAUCUACUGGACACCAGUGACCUCUGAGACCUACUGGCAGAUUGGCAUUCAAGAGUUUGCCAUUGGUGGACAGCAGACUGGCUGGUGCUCUCAGUCCAGCGGCUGCCAGGCUAUUGUGGACACUGGAACCUCUGCUCUUACUGCCCCCCAGUCUUACCUGGCCAGUCUGAUGCAGUCUAUUGGAGCAACUCAGGACAGUUAUGGAGGGUAUUACGUGUCCUGUAGCGAGGUAAGCAACCUCCCCACUCUGACCUUCACCAUCAGCGGAACCAACUUCCCUCUGCCUCCCUCCGCCUACAUCCAGGAGAACCAGAGCGGCUACUGCACCGUGAACAUCACCCCCACCUACCUGCCCUCCCAGAACGGCCAGCCCCUCUGGAUCUUCGGAGACGUGUUCCUCAGGGUGUACUACUCUGUGUACGACCGCGCCAACAACCAAGUGGGCUUUGCCACCGCUGCAUAAACACCACCAGCACCAUACUCCUAACAGCUCAAACACUUCACACAUUUCACCCACUUCUCUAACAAAAGCUACAGCCUCCCUCGCAACAUCAAUAAUACUCGCAGCUAAUUGCAUUAACAUCGGAACAUCUUUGUUCGUAGGCUGUGCCAAGCCCAGAAAAACAACCUCUGGCAGUUUAAUGAACUUCCUGUUUUUUGUUUUUUUUUUCUCAGAUUGGCGCUGUUAGUUUUAGACAAACUCAAUAAUGAGCUCUAAUUGAAAUGUAUAUUUAAACACAAAUUCCCCAUUCAAAGUGUUGAAACAAUGUUUCAUUGACUGUUUAUUGGAGCAUUAAGACAAUAAAUAAGAAUAAAGAGCAAA
Astyanax mexicanus (Mexican tetra) is the source of this 1577-nucleotide messenger RNA. Its product is annotated as gastricsin. The transcript has 9 exons. Gene Ontology annotation, biological process: proteolysis. Gene Ontology annotation, molecular function: aspartic-type endopeptidase activity. Bases 54 to 1217 code for a protein of 387 amino acids. The record is from RefSeq and is a predicted model, not a curated record. NCBI's taxonomy places the organism in Eukaryota, Metazoa, Chordata, Actinopteri, Characiformes, Acestrorhamphidae.